AUGGAGUAUAUUGGAAGUAGCUACAGAGGAGGUACAAAAAAUGGAAGAAAGGAUGGAAAAGGUGAAUACACAUUUCCCACUGACACAAAGUAUGUUGGAGAGGUGAAAGAUGGUAUGUUCCAUGGCAAAGGAGUACUCCUUUUUCCAAAUGGAAGCAGAUAUGAGGCCUCCUGGGAAAACGGAAAAGCUAAACAGGGGUCACUUACCUUUGCUGAUGGUCUGCAGUACCUGGACAAUGACUGGGACUACUGCAAUGGUUACGACAGGCGCUUUUACACCGAGAGGUGCAGUGGACUCAGACCUGCAGGAGAAUCUCAGGUGACUGAUCUACAUCCUCCACGAGACAUUCCUGAUGGCUGUUAUGACUGUGGAGAUGGUUUCUAUGACCCCACUAGCAGAGUCGUCACUUCCUAUGCCGGAAGAUUCCUCAGAAAUGCAGGUGAGACCGAAAAUAACAUUUUUGAAAAACUAUUUCAGCUGUGUGACAGCUGA
Molecule: messenger RNA, 492 nt
Organism: Menidia menidia (Atlantic silverside)
Lineage: Eukaryota; Metazoa; Chordata; Actinopteri; Atheriniformes; Atherinopsidae
Source: the annotation of a GenBank genome assembly